UGGUGCGCGUUAUCCAGCCAGAGAGUGAGAGAAAGAGAAUGGAUAUAGCUCUUUUCUCGGUUCAAUCUUCUCUCCCUCUUCCUAAUCAGCCUCAUGCCCGAUUGAACAAGCAUAAUACCUCAUGUCAAACAAUCUCUUACCAUCUUUCUUCUAAGUCAUUUGUUGCUCUGUGCUCUGCUUCACCGAGUUCUUCUUCUUCUUCUUCAGUGGUUGGGGUUCCUGAUGAAUCUGGAUACGGCACCACACAGAGCGGGGGUUGUAAGGCAUGUGGAAGAGAAGAGAUAGAGAAAGGGUGCAAUGGUAAAGGAAGGAUGCAGGGUGGGAUUGCCACUGUUCCUGGAUUUGGUUGGUGGCCCAUUAAAGCUUAUAGACCAUGCCCGGGUUUCGUGGCCUCCGGUGGUCGCUAUCGCCGAUACGGACAAAGCAUGGACGAGGUUGCCUUCGGCCGUGGUCCUACUCCCUCUUCCUCUCCCACCGACUCUAACCCGAUAAGCAACAAGAAGCAAGAUCCCAAGAAAUCAAAGAGAUAAUAUAAUAGCCUUCACACUCACUGCAUUGCUCAAUGUGGUUCUGCUUCGGAUGUUCUGCUCUACACUCGUACACUCGUUCACUAUUCCGCAAUUAAAUUUUGCGGAUGUAAUGCAACCAUGUAAUACUUCUUUCGGUUCCUAUUAGAGCAAACAUAACUUCAAAAAUCUUAACUACAUUAAGAGUUUCUCCAUUUUAAGUAUAAGUUAUAAGGAACACUACACUACAACGUCCAGCAGGGGAGAAAUUGCAAAUCUUGCCAGGGAAAAAAGGGUUCAUGGGUUCAUACCCCUCUAUCUCUCUCCAGAUUACAUUUUUGUUGGUUUCUUAUUCUCUUAUAAUUCAAACUAAUUUAAUUUCAAUACAUUUUAAGUGUGAAAAACAGAAGUAUUAUAU
Messenger RNA from Arachis ipaensis, 924 nucleotides. RefSeq lists its product as uncharacterized. Gene Ontology annotation, cellular component: chloroplast. Lineage: Eukaryota; Viridiplantae; Streptophyta; Magnoliopsida; Fabales; Fabaceae. The record is from RefSeq and is a predicted model, not a curated record.